Molecule: messenger RNA, 2754 nt
Organism: Suillus clintonianus
Lineage: Eukaryota; Fungi; Basidiomycota; Agaricomycetes; Boletales; Suillaceae
Product: glycosyl transferase family group 2-domain-containing protein
Exons: 12
Coding region: 1-2754 (917 amino acids)
Source: RefSeq, a predicted model, not a curated record
AUGGACUACGACAGAUACGACGCUACCCUCCACUACAUCUUCAAGCAGACUCAGGGUGACGCUUGGUUCAGGCCACAUGAAGACCAAGUACCACCAGGCGUAUGUCUUCGUACUCAUGACGGUCAAUUCAGAGUAUUCCCAUACGAGACCGCCGCCCUCGCUCCAUUCGAAGCUGCAGUAGCUGCACUCAACCCACUCGUAGCAGUAAAAGUUAGAAGUGCGGCAGUUCAUGCUGCAUUGGCAGAGCAAGCAAUCGACGAUUGUAUCUAUGUCGACGCAAACACACGAAUCCAAGUACUCGAUUCCAUGUUUCUCCUUCCACAAGCAGAAAAGGAUCAGAACGCUGCUUUCAUCCGUGAUGAACGCGUACUCGUCGUCUGGAGCGACUCUCUCGACACAAUCAUACCCAUAGCACGCGACUUUGAAGAUCGUCUCAUUCGUCUACUCUGGCGUACAAGGCCACCACUACCAUCCACACACGAACUAUCCAUUUACUCAGAGAAACCAGUAGACCCUAAUCUAACUCCCUCUUCUACCCUAGAUUCAGAAGUAAAGCGCAACUGGUUUGGUCGCCCAAUUCAAGAUCAGGACCCAGAAAAGGUUACUCAGAAACCAACUGCCCGUCCCAUCAUGCUCUACGCUCCAGUAUACAACGGCCUCGCUGCCGCACUCGCUUUCAUUUUCAUCGGCAACGGUCUCCGCACCCUCCUUACAGAAUUCCGCCUAGACGGCAACUACACUCAUUUCGCCCUUUGUGCUCUCAUGCCUCUUCUCUUUUGCGUCUCUCUCUUCUUCACUCUUCAAAUAUUGCAAAGCGUCACUUUUGCUGUCGGCCCCAUCGCUCAUUACCACCAAAACAGUCGUUACUACUCUGCAGUCCCUCCUCUCCCAAACCCAGUCGUCGACAAUGCACUCCCCCACAUCACUAUCCAAAUGCCCGUCUACAAAGAGUCUCUCGCAACAGUCCUUACCCCCUCCCUCACAUCCCUCAAAACCGCAAUGCAGACCUACGCACGUCACGGCGGCACAUCAAGCCUCUUCAUCAACGACGACGGCCUCCGCCUCCUCCCCCCAGACCAAGCCAAAGAACGUAUCGAGUACUACGCAACACACGGCAUCGGCUGGAUCGCAAGACCACGACACGGGCACCAAGGCUUCACACGCGCCGGCCGCUUCAAAAAAGCCUCAAACAUGAACUACGCCCUCGACAUCUCCCUCCGCCUAGAACGUAUCCUCGAAGACCUCCAAUCACCCGCCCACAACUCCCUCUCUCACAGCCAAGCUGCAUCUUUUGCCAACCAAAACUUUAACCCGAGCACGGACAGCAAUCUCUUCACGCCUCCUAACCCGCCUUUCCACCGCGCGAGCACCAGUACCACGUUCAGCGGACAGAGUGCUCAUACUGAAGGUGGCAGCAUCAUCAGCGUCCCGGGUCAGUCGCCUGGGACCUACGGGGUGCAGUACAUUGGCAAGGAUGGCGAUGAUCAAAGCUUUGUUCCACCUUUUGCUACUGGAGCUACUGGUGGCGGGAGCAUGCCCGGCACGCCUCGGCCCACAGCUACGCCACGCGCCACGACACCCGAGCCCCCCACACUCGCCACAACGCACAUCGAAGACCUCGAAGAGCGUGCCCUUCAAUUAGCCAUGGAAGAAGUGUAUCAAACCUCCCAAACAGGCCAUCGGCCAUGGGCAGCAAACGCUCGCGCAUGCCGAAUCGGGUCUAUCAUCUUGUUGGUCGACGCUGAUACUAUUGUUCCGGCAGAUUGUUUCCGCGACGCUGCGAGAGAGUUUGGAGAGGAUGAAGGUGCCGAGGUCGGAGUUCUACAGCAUGAGAGCGACGUCCUCCAAGUCGCCCACCACUACUUUGAAAACGCCAUCGCCUUCUUCACCCGCCGAAUCAACAAAUGCAUAAGCAUGAUGUGCGCAAACGGCGAAGUCGCGCCUUUUGUGGGGCAUAAUGCGUUUUUGAGGUGGAGCGCGUUGCAGGAUGCGGCGUUUGUUGGCAAGGAGUUUGACGCGCCUGAUUCUGGUGCUACGGGCGCGUCUGGAACGGGUACGGGUGCAAGACACGGAAAGGCAAAAGCAACGCACCAGGGAACUCAGAUCAAGAUCUGGAGCGAGGAUAAUGUCAGUGAAGAUUUUGAUAUGGCGCUCAGGCUUUUGAGACAGGGGUAUAUCGUCAGAUGGGCUACGUAUUCACAAGGCGGGUUCAAAGAAGGUGUAUCGCUCACUGUCGAUGAUGAGUUGAACAGGUGGCAAAAGCUACUCUUUAACCCCUUUGUCAAAUGGUUCUACAAAGGCCCCAUCAACAGCCAGAUUCACAAAUUCAUGUGGAGCCCUGCACCGCUCCAUUACAAGAUCUCGUCGAUGGCCUACAUGUUCUCAUAUUAUGGCAUAGCAGCCUCAGCUACCAUCUCCCUCAUCAACUACAUCAUGCUCGGCUUCCAAUUCCCUACAGAUGAUUUCUACAUGCACAGUUUCGAGAUCUGGUUAGCCACCUUUGUGGUGUUUUUCGGAGCUGGCAGUGUGGGCUUCUUCUUCUUCGGCGGACUAAGCAUCCCGCUCUCGCAAGCCAUCCUCGCUCAUCUGUUCUCGUACAACAUCCAAUGGAGCGCAACAAAGAAGGAGGUCGAGAGGUCGAAUUUCUUCAAGGAAGUGCCAAAGAUCUUCAAGAGGUGCGUUUCUUUUUUUCUUGUCAAUUCAAUUUGCUUUGCUUCUGUUUCGGAUUGGCCGUUCCGUGUUGUCGUCGCUUGA